AUGGCCACUAACAUCCCACCUGAGCUAUGCACUGGGCACCCAGCAUCUCCAGAACAUUCUGGCUGUCCCACCCUGCAGGCUGGCAACAGUGAAACCCAUGCUGAAAAUCAUGUCCAGGAUAGCAAUCCUGAAACCCAAGCUGAAUAUCCCAGUCCUCAGCCUGCAUACUCUGAAACACAGAUUGACUAUCUAGUCGUCCAAGCUGGAAAAACAGGAUGUGGCCUAGUUGACAUUCCGGUCCAAUACCAGCAAGUGUCUCUUCAGCCAAAUAUACCUGCAAAACCACUAUAUAUUAUAAAACUAAUACCUUCACCAGACUGUCCACCAGGGUUACAAUAUUUAAGUCAGGUAAAUCAAAUCCUGAUUCAUCAGCAAAUUGAACUUACAGAAGCCAUGAUAAGCUAUGAGACCAACAACAGAUAUGAAAUCAAGAACAGCCGUGGACAGAGGAUGUACCUUGCAGCGGAGGACACUGCUGUAUGCACUCGGCUUUGCUGUGGGUCCUGCAGACCCUUCACCAUGAGGAUUCGCGAUCUCAAGGGCCAGGAAGUCAUAACUCUGAAGAGGCCACUGCGGUGUUCCAGCUGUUGUUUCCCCUGCUGCUUACAGCAGGUCAAAAUCUGUGCUCCUCCUGGUAUACCAAUAGGUUAUGUUACACAGACCUGGCACCCAUGUCUGCCAAAGUUUACAAUUCAAAAUGAAAAUAAAAAGGACGUUCUAAGAAUUAUAGGCCCAUAUUUUGCGUGCAAGUUUUGUGGAAAUAUUGAAUUUAAGUUAUUGUCACUGGAUGAAGAAAUGAUUAUUGGUAAGAUUUCAAAUCAGUGGAUUGGAUUUAUGAGGGAACUUUUCACCAAUACCAAUAAAUUUGGGAUCCAGUUUCCAUUUGAUCUUGAUGUUAGAAUAAAAGCAUUGAUGCUUGGAGCAAGUUUCCUCAUUGACUACAUGUAUUUUGAACUCUGGUCAUAA
Rangifer tarandus platyrhynchus (Svalbard reindeer) is the source of this 966-nucleotide messenger RNA. Lineage: Eukaryota; Metazoa; Chordata; Mammalia; Artiodactyla; Cervidae. The record is from the annotation of a GenBank genome assembly.